CCGUAAACAGACGGGCACCAUCGUGAGCGGGCACUGUGCUCUCGGACACGGCAGGACGGUACCGGGGAAGGGGAUUUGAAGACCUCUGUGACCCGCGACUCGAGGCACUAUGAGUCCCUCAGUGACAUUUGGGUGUUUUGCGCAGAACAGCGUCAGACGUGAGAAUGAGCUGCCCAUCACCUUCCUCUGGGGCUGGGUGUACGGACCUGCGGCUCAACGUCCUGCUGCUGGGAGGCCCCCAGAGCGGGAAGAGUGCCACGGGGAACACGCUGCUGGGCAGCCGUGACUUCCCCAGCCGGCUGUCCCCCGGCGCCGUCACCACUGAGUGCAGGCUCCGGCGCCAGGUCAUGCCCGCCUUCCUGCGCCGGCAGGGGCGCCAGGCAGCGCUGCACCUCUCCGUGCUGGACACCCCCGCCUACCCAAACCUUCUGCUGAGCCCGGAGGAGGUGAAGCACACUGUGGCCCACGCUGUGGAGCAGGGGUUCAAGGGCGGCCCCCAUGUCCUGCUGCUGGUGCUGCGGGCCGACACUCCCCCCUGUGACGCCGCGGGCCAGCUGACGCACUUCGCUGAGGAUCUCUUUGGCCCCGAGUGGAGAGGACACACCCUGCUGGCGCUCAGCCACGGCGACCGCGUGGACCAGGCCCAUCUCGGGUCCACCGAGUACCUCAUGCAGGCUUCCGGCGCCUUCCAGGCCCUGCUGGAAACUGUAGAACGCCGACACCACUUUGUGGACAACUCAGCAACCUGGCUGCGUACAGAGGGACGACCCCUGCUGGAAAAACUGGUGCUGCUCACCAGGAAAAACAAAUACAGAGGACUUCAGCUAAAGAGCGUCUGAGUGCUGAAAGACACUUCACUUAGGGAGCGUUGUUACUGCCUUUAGUCCAUGGAGGUGGACACUGUCCUAAGAGCAUCCUGGAUGUAGUGUUGAGCAGAACUGCCCAUGUGUGAACAGGUGAAUACUGCAAGGUCCUUUGAUAGACAAGGUUGGAAGUAAACUAAUAAUGCCCUCAGUGUCUCACAAUACAAAUUAAAAAAAUGUCCUCUUGA
Messenger RNA from Paramormyrops kingsleyae, 1051 nucleotides. RefSeq names its product GTPase IMAP family member GIMD1. Gene Ontology annotation, molecular function: GTP binding. NCBI's taxonomy places the organism in Eukaryota, Metazoa, Chordata, Actinopteri, Osteoglossiformes, Mormyridae. The record is from RefSeq and is a predicted model, not a curated record.